This is a messenger RNA of Dama dama (fallow deer), 6370 nucleotides long. It is a transcript of the gene CHST9, whose product is annotated as carbohydrate sulfotransferase 9. Gene Ontology annotation, biological process: carbohydrate biosynthetic process; proteoglycan biosynthetic process. Gene Ontology annotation, cellular component: membrane. Lineage: Eukaryota; Metazoa; Chordata; Mammalia; Artiodactyla; Cervidae. Bases 182 to 1510 code for a protein of 442 amino acids. The transcript has 6 exons. Gene Ontology annotation, molecular function: sulfotransferase activity. The record is from RefSeq and is a predicted model, not a curated record.
GCCCCGGAGCUCGGGGAACUUUCCAGCCGAAGCUCCGCUUCCGCGAAAGCACUACCUGCUGGCGCCCUCCGCUGCCCGCGCCGCUCGCGAGGUUACUUUGUGGAAUGAGCGCUUAAGAAAAAAAGGAAGGAUUGAAGCUCUGGGGAAAACCAAACCAUGUGGUCUUCAGAAGCAAGGAGAGAUGCAACCCUCUGAACUGGUCAUGAACCCCAAACAGGUCUUCCUGUCAGUGCUGGUGUUUGGCGUAGCAGGAUUACUCCUCUUCAUGUACUUGCAAGUCUGCAUUGAAGAACAACACCCAGGGAGAGUAGAAAAGAGAAGAGAACAAAGAGCAACUCCAGGAUGGGGGCCUGUACAUUACUUGAGAUCUACACCCAGAAUCAUGACUAGAGAAAAAAUCCAGGAACAUAUCACCAACCAGAACCCCAAGUCCCACAUGCUCGAGGAUCCCAAGGAUAAACAGGAAAAUCUACUCAACUCCAAGAGGCCUACUAGGGUCUUCACGGAGACCAACCACACCCAAGGAGAGGCUCCAGCUUUGCGCAGGAACCCAGGGUCACCAACAAUUCAGUUGAUUGAAAAACAGCAAGGGACGAAGAUCCUUUUCAGGAAGUUCAGUGAAACGAAUUGGUCGGUGGACAUUCUCCCUUUAAAUAAAAGCUUAGUCACAGACAGCAAAUGGAAGAGAAUUGAUGCAAUUCAAGAAAAACGUAGGUCUUUCCUUCGGGAAUUUUGCAAGAAAUACGGUGGGGUGAGUCGUCCUCAAUCCCACGUUUUUCACAUGGUCUCCAGGAUCUACGUAGAAGAUAAACACAAGAUCUUAUAUUGUGAAGUACCCAAGGCUGGCUGCUCCAACUGGAAGCGAAUUCUGAUGGUGCUCAACGGCUUGGCCCCCUCUGCGGACAACAUCUCCCAUGAUGCUGUUCACUACGGGAAGCACUUGAAAAAGCUUGACAGCUUUGACUUAAAAGGGAUUUAUAGUCGUUUAAACACCUACACCAAAGCUGUGUUUGUUCGUGAUCCCAUGGAAAGAUUAGUGUCAGCAUUUAGGGACAAAUUUGAACAUCCCAAUAGUUAUUACCAUCCAGUAUUUGGAAAGGCAAUUAUAAAGAAAUAUCGGCCGAAUGCCUGUGAAGAAGCAUUAAAUAAUGGAUCUGGAGUCAAAUUCAAAGAGUUCAUCCAUUAUUUGCUGGACUCGCACCGUCCUGUAGGAAUGGACAUUCACUGGGAAAAGGUCAGCAAACUCUGCUAUCCCUGUUUGAUCCACUAUGAUUUUGUAGGGAAAUUUGAAACUUUGGAAGAAGACGCCAAUUACUUUUUACAGCUGAUUGGAGCUCCAAAAGAACUGAAAUUUCCCAACUUUAAAGACAGACACUCUUCUGAUAAAAGAACCAAUGCUCAGGUGGUGGGACAGUAUUUAAAGGAUCUGACUAGAACUGAGAGACAGUUAAUCUAUGACUUUUAUUACUUGGACUAUUUGAUGUUUAAUUAUACAACUCCAUUUUUGUAGUUUGCUUUCUUUUUCUAAAACUCUGUAUUGACUUUAUGCCGAUGGCCUCAAAUCAGCUAGCUGUAACUUUCCUAUAAUUCUCUGUAUGAAAAAAAUUUAACUAAGUGCAGUUGUCUUGAUUGAAUGAAGAUUUUUGCUAAAUAUUAUGAAACCAAUUGGCACAAAGUUAUAGGAAAAUUACCUAACAGAGACAUGUAAACAAUUUCAGUUACUCUAGAAUGUUUGGGAAAGAGCUGCUUUUGCAUUGUGGAUUAUAUUAUAGAAGCAAUAACCCAGCCAGCUGCUACAUAAGCUACAACUGCCUCUUUCAAGGGUAGGAAAAACGAUCAAAAAUAGCAUGAGUCUCUGUCUCCAUCCUGGAAUCUGUUGUCUAAAGCGCAUGGAGAUAUUUUUAGCAGUCUGUGGCAUAUGAAUCAAACAUUGGAUAGUUUUCUUACACCCCUGGAAAUGUUUCCAUCAACUGUAAUGAUAAAUCAAUUCUGAAAUGGCAUUUUGGACCUGAAUGUUUUACUUUAGAUUGGAAGGCAUUAUGUGAUUUACAAUAUGAGAAUAUAACAGAAAAACCAGAUGAGGCAAUGGCUUUUUAUAUUCGACAGCCAAUAAAAAAUGCACAACAUGCUAAGAUCAAAGCAACAAAAGCAACCUUCCACUUCCAGAAAAACUUAAGGGAAUUGACUCCAUUUUCUUUUGAGCCCAUUGCAGAGACAAAAUGAAUGUCAUCACUAAAGGUCUUCCCUUUUGAAGCCCAAGAUGGAGAAGUUUAAGCUUCAUCAGAUACAAAUGUGCUCCUCAUUCUGGUUUAAUUGGGUAGAGGGGAAAUUGUUUCAGGAUGGAAUAAUCAUCAAAAACAAAAGUUGCCACUCUGAAUAUAGAUCUCAAAUGAUAACAAAGUUUUAUAAGAAUAGCAUCAAAAACAAAAGUUGCCACUCUGAAUAUAGACCUCAAACAAUAACAACGUUUUAUAAGAAUACUACUUGAAUCAAAGCAUCAUGUGCAUAGCUUUAGAUGGAAAUGCACUCUAAGAAUAGCUUUUGUCUAAUUAUUCAGCUUGGGAAUGAUUUUUUUAAAACUAAUAUACCACUUCAAAGAUAGAUUACAUUCUAGAGAAUAAACAGGAGAGCCCCUAGAAAUGUUGUUUUUAAUAGGCUUCUGCAUAAACAAAAUAAGAUAUUUUUCUUUUCAAGUUUAUUCUCUACUAACAGAAUCAAAUACUAUUGUAUUCAUAUAGUCAGAGUCUUAGGAAAAUAGGACUGUGUGUCACCCCUAUGAAAAGUUGUAAUGCAUUUUGGAAAUUUUUUCCAAGAGACCCUAAAUUGGUAGAUGCACUUGGAUGGGAAAUUUAAUUGGCUGACAGUUACACAGAGUUAAGCAAACCACACAUUCAAACCCUGUUCAAACACUUUUCUUGAAUGCAUUCCUCUCCUCCAACUAUCUUUUUUUCUUGUCAGUAAAUAUUGAGCAAUGUCUCUCCAAGAAAGGGAGGUAUUAAUAUUUGAAUAUUAAUAGACCAACAUAGCUACACUCAUGCUUAUUUCAUUUUGACUUUCCAUUUCAUGGCUGAGUUUUCAUGAAUUGAUUCCCUCUUAACACUCGCGUGCCCCAUUCCAUCUGUCUCCUGAGGAGAGGGGAACUGCAAUGGGCCGCCAGAUCAUAAGUACUAAACCUUCUAAAACCCAACUUUUACUACUUUUCCACUCCAUUUACUCUUGCCUCUAAACCAUGCACUUAAGCUGUGCUCUCUGUCUUUGAGGAGUUUUACUCGAGUCAUCUAAAUGGUAUCAUUUAGCUUUUGCUAUACCGUGUAGAGAGGAUUCCCAGUCACUUAGCGACAUUGAGCUUAGCUUUUUAUGGAGGAAAAGAGCGAAAGAACAGAAAAUAUGCCAAGAAGCCUAACAUUUUAUGCCUAAACUACACAAAACUUGUUUUACAUGGGAUCUUGAUAUAAAGGGGAGAUGCAGUUUUCUCAAAGUUACUCUUGAAACCAUAUAAAGAACAAACAAAAAACCUUUCUGUUCAUAACUUGGAAAGAAGAAGGUGGAAACAAGGAUCCUGUCUCUCCUAUUAGCAUCUCUGAUGCACUUGAAACUAUGGAAUAUACUCUGUGUUUAUACACACAAUCAUAUAAUAUACAUAUGCAAUCAUAUAUAUAUGCACAUUUGACAUUGGUGAUAGAGCAGAGGGGUGAGAGGAAGAAAAUUAUACACAGUGCUCUCUAUCAAAGCUCUUCUGAGAAUUCCCUAGUGGUCCAGCAGUUAGGACACCAUACUUCCACUGCAGGGAACCUGGGUUCAAUCCCUGAUAGGGAGCUGGAUCCCACACGCCAAGAAGUGUGGCAAAAAAAAAAAGCUGUUCUGUAUAUUACGCUGUAAAAGUUCCUUUCCUGACCCUUUCUAUAGAGCUUCUGUAACCAUUAGAGGCCCUGUAGACAUUCUUUUCUUCAGUGGACUCUCUGAUGCCAGCUGGCAUCUUGUGUGGUUGAGUUCCAGGGGCCAUGUGUGUUAUUAUGAAGGAAGAACAUUUUUAUGUACCUGUUCUUCCUUCCAAAUGACGUCUUUUUGUGUUAGGGUCAAAGAAGCUGCCAUAAUCCUGGAUUCCUUGGGAUUUUAAAUACACUUCCCUUUUGUGUUUGCAUGCGUGUUAGUUGCUCAGUUGUGUCUGACUCUUUGUGAUCCCAUAGUCUGCAGCCCAUGAGACUCCUCUGUCCAUGGGAUUUUCCAGGCAAAAUACUAGAGUGGGUAGCCAUUCCCUUCUCCAGGGGAUCUUUCCAACCCAGGGAUCGAACCUGGGUCUCCUGCAUUGUGUCUGAAUUCUUUACCAGCUGAGCCAUCAGGGAAGCCCCAUUUCCCAUUUAUCUCCCCUGAAUUACUCUAUUUCUCAGACCAGCUUACGUUCACCUUUGUCAUUUCUGCCUGUGUGCAAAUGCCAAAUGUGAGCAUCGCUGCUCCAUUGGACACUCACCAUUUCUUGGAUGUAGUUUCCUACAGGCAAGUGACCAAAUCUGGACUCAUCUUCCAGAUGUCCAAUGUUCCUAUUUGAACAUUAGCAUGCUUUAGGUGUAAUUGUUAGUCCUCUAAUUAAACCCUAAGGAUCUUAUUUAUUUUUAUAGGCAGCAGUAACACAGGCCCCUUCAUCCUGUUAUUCUCCUGUCUGGAAUUACUCUUAGGGUAACAAGUGGGCAAUUACACCCAGAAUCAUAGUUAUUUAACCUGGUAAACUACCUAUGGAUGGGCAUUAUUGAUGUGACUGUGCCCAGAAACUGCCACCAACUUCAAUGGAGAUGUAUACACAGGACACCCAACAUUCUGACACCUAACUUGUUAUUGAACUUCACAGUUUAUAACUAUCCAGCAAUUCAAGAACUACUUGUACAUCAUUUAUAAUUACAGAGUGCAAAAAAAGACUUACGCUUUUUCAUGAAUAAUUAUUCUUCAAAAAGGUGUUAUCUCCCAAACACUGUGUAUUAGUGUUUAGCUGCAGGGAAUUUAUAAGCAGACACAGAGAAUUUUUGAAUACUAGACUUCUCUUUGAAAAGAUCACUUGCUGAAUUGGUAGAAGUUGGAAUUAGUAGGCUGGGUUACGAUAAACAUCUCCUUACUCUGAAUGCUCAUCUGGCCCCUUGGGGCAUCUUUCAAACUCUAGGUCUUGUAGACUAUGGUGAAGCAGAAAAUUUUGCCCCUGGCUAACAUCCCUAAAGUGUUCUGAUAUUUGAAGAAUGGUUGACAAAGGCAUUUAAUGGUAGAUAGAUAGCGCUAGUGGUAAAGAACCCACCUACCAAUGCAGGAGACUCGGAGUUCAGUCCCUUGGUCGGGAAGAUUUCCUGGAGGAGGACAUGGCUACCCACUCCAGUAUUCUUGAGAAUCGCAUGGACAGAGGAGCCUGGCAGACUAUAGUUCAUAGGGUCACAAAGAAUCAGACACAACUGAAGUGACUUAGCAUGCAUGCAACCACCUCAGACCAGGGCUAACAUAAUUUAGUCCUACUGUUCUGGUCAUACCGUUAGGGUCUCAAUCUUAAUCAUAAUCGUUAAUAAUAAUAUUCAUAAUCAUAGCUAAUAGUUAUUCAAUACCUAAGUGCUUUUCAUGCAUUAACUUAAUCUUCGCAGUCAAUCUAAGCUGUGCUGUGCUUAGUCGCUCAGUCAGGUCUGACUCUGUGUGACCCCAUGGACUAGUCCGCCAGGCUCCUCUGUUCAUGGGGAUUCUCCAGGCAAGAAUGCUAGAGUGUGUUGCCAUACCCUCUUCCAGGGAAUCUUCCCAGCCCAGUGGUCAAACCCAGGUCUCCCACCUUGCAGGCAGAUUCUUUACCAUCUUUGCCACCAGGGAAGCCCAAGAAUAUUGGAGUGGGUAGCCUAUCCUUUCUCCAGGGGAACUUCCUGACCCAGGAAUCAAACCAGGGUCUCCUGCACUGCAGGCAGAUUCUUUACCAGCUGAGCUACCUAUCUAAGAUAGGUGUUAUAUGCACCCACUUCCCCUAUAUAAUAAAGGAAACUAAAAUAGGCUAUGCUUAAAAGAGGCAUGACUGGUAAUUAGGUGGGGUGAUAGAAUGAUUCCAACCAGAAAAUACCACUACCAUUCUUAAAAUAAUAGACAGGAAGUCUUCUACAUACAAGCCUUCAAGUGUGAAUUUUCAAAAAUCCAAACGUGCAUUCUAUCAACAUCAGGCAUGAGUGAAAUUGCAGUUUGCCCUCCAUCUCCUGUUGCCGACGAUCCUUCAGCUCUGCCGUCUCCCACCUCCUCACUCUCCUCCAGUCAGUAACUCUUCUUGCCUGUUCACUCCAUGCCAGCCCCUGUAUGCCAGCUGCUGUACUGCACUACUGUACUUUUCAAGGUACUGUACUGUAAGAUUAAAAAUGUUUUAUUUUUG